GGCGCAUAAAUACACAGAAAGGCAGGUCUGUGUGCACACUGUGGGCUCCGGUGCUGAGACGACACCUCCUGCACAGAUCACUUGGAUUGGACUAGAGCUACCUGCAGCAUGAAGGCAACAGGUGCCUUAGUGCUUCUCAGCCUGCUGCUGCUCUCUUUCUUCUCAGAUGUAGCAGGUCAAGACAUUGAAGAGAUUUGUAAAGAGUUUGUAAACAGAAGCGUGUACUGCACGAGGGAGUCCAACCCUCACUGUGGCACGGAUGGCAUCACGUAUGGAAACAAAUGCGCCUUCUGCAAGGCAGUGCUGAGAAGUGGAGGCAAAAUAAGAUUGAAGCACCUGGGGAAAUGUUGAGUCCUCACCAUCACUGAGCAGCAACAGCUGAGCCCCUGUCAGCAAUGGCCGCGGCCGCCUGUGCACGGACACGGGAGCAGCUUGCCCUCAUCUCUGUCAUCUCUGCUCAAUAAAAUAAAA
Molecule: messenger RNA, 471 nt
Organism: Phalacrocorax carbo (great cormorant)
Lineage: Eukaryota; Metazoa; Chordata; Aves; Suliformes; Phalacrocoracidae
Source: RefSeq, a predicted model, not a curated record